UCCACUCAGGGGGACGGGUCGCCGUUGGGAGUGGGAAGACGGGCCCGGUCGGGAGCUGCUCCGCCAUGUCUCAGCCCCUGGCUCUGUUGGCGUUGCGCCGCUCCCUGCUGGCAGGCGGCAGCGCGGCUCUCUCUCCGCAACGCCGCGGCGCGAUUGCCGGCUUCCGUCGCUCCUCCGGCGCGGCCCCACGGGCCGGCGGUUUGCGCAGGAGGUUCCUGGCGGGCACCGCUGCCCUGGUCGGGGCGACGGUCGCCGGCUUUGCGGUCGCUCGCAAGCCGGCUCUGAUGGCUUCCGAAAGCCCGCCCAGCGGCGGCCAGCCAGCGCUGAAUGAAAUAUUGCAGAAAUGCAGCCGCUUCAUGUGUGAUCCGGUGACCGAUAUCAACAAACUGCUGGAAAACAGGGGUGAAAUCAGGACUCAGAUGGAAUUGCUGAUCAUGGAGGUACAGGCUGAUGUUUGCAAAGCCUUGGCUGAGGUUGACGGUCAGGCGUUCAAAGUAGACCGAUGGCACCGCGAAGAAGGUGGUGGUGGUAUAAGCUGUGUGCUUCAAGAUGGGAAAGUGUUUGAGAAAGCCGGGGUCAAUGUUUCUGUGGUAUAUGGCAAUCUUUCAAAAGAAGCUGCAGAGCAGAUGAGGAGCAGAGGAAAAGAACUAAAGCUCAAAGAUGGAAAACUGCCCUUUUGUGCCAUGGGAGUGAGCUCUGUGAUCCAUCCCAAGAAUCCUCACAUUCCAACAAUCCAUUUCAACUACCGAUAUUUUGAAGUUCAAGAAGGAGAUGGUCAAAAAACAUGGUGGUUUGGGGGUGGAACGGACCUUACCCCUACUUACCUGAAUAAAGAUGACGCUAUACAUUUCCACAAAACUCUGAAGGAGGCCUGUGACAAACAUGGUAAAAGUUAUUAUCCAGCUUUUAAAAAAUGGUGUGAUAAUUAUUUUGUCAUCAAGCAUCGUGGAGAGCGGAGGGGAGUAGGUGGCAUAUUUUUUGACGACUUGGAUUCUCCCUCAGCGGAUGAGUUGUUGAAAUUUGUACGUAGCUGUGCUCAGGCAGUGGUUCCCUGCUAUAUUCCCAUUGUGAAGAAACACCUCUAUGACUCUUUUACACCGGAGGAGAAAGCAUGGCAGCAGCUCCGCAGAGGCAGAUAUGUAGAAUUCAACCUAAUUUAUGACAGAGGAACAAAAUUUGGUCUGGCAACUCCAGGAUCCAGGAUUGAAAGCAUUUUGAUGUCUCUUCCACUGACUGCUAGGUGGGAAUACAUGCAUAAUCCUGCCAAAGGUACCAAAGAGGCAGAAAUACUGGAGGUAUUGAAGAAUCCCAAAGACUGGGCUCAUUAAUGUGGAUAAACAGGGUUAAACAUGAAGGCUGAAGACUGAGCUUGUCUUUCUUCUGCUACGUUGUUUUUUAAAAUAUAAACCUAAUGGCUAUUGCUUUUCUCACCCAAAGACAACAUGCUGCAAUGCUUUUAAGAAGGAAUGAGUUAUUUAUAAACUGUUCCAAUGCAGUGGGUAUAAAUAUGUAUUGCCUUUGUCAAUUCUACACCCUUUAAAAUUGGAGAUGGAGUGAAAAAUAAGAUUGAGUUGAUGUCAAAGUUUCAAUGUACUUGAUGCUACAUUAAGAUAAUUGAGAAACAAAAGACAUCUCAGUGUUGGUCUGAGCAAAGUAUAAAUUUUGUCUUAAUUUAAAAUGAAAUGUGCAGCCUUUCAAAAUUUGUUAUAUAUGUUUCAAGUCUUGUGCACUUUUUAAUUAAACAGGUCAAGUUUGUUAUAAAUAAACAAUGGGAUGUAAUGUGAUGAUAAUCUUGGAUGGUUAAUGGGAUUUAAUAAUCUCUUUUCCAGAGUUGAUUUUGCUAGUUUGUAUUAAAAAAAACAUUUAGAAAAAAAUCAGGUGCAGAAGUAUUUGUUGUAAAUAUAAGAUAGAGCUUCAAAGUUUUUAUAUCUUGGAAUUGAUGAAACAACAAAAUUUAUCUGUGAGGGAAAACAUCCAAAUCAUGUUUUUCUAUCCCCAUGUACCUAUUUUUUUUCUAGUUCUGUAACUUUUCAGAACUGUUGAUAUUCCCUUCUGGUGUUGGGAUUUUUAAAUGAUAUACCAACAGUAUUAAAGUUUAUAAAGAAUGA
This is a messenger RNA of Hypanus sabinus (Atlantic stingray), 2108 nucleotides long. It is a transcript of the gene cpox, whose product is annotated as coproporphyrinogen oxidase. The transcript has 7 exons. Gene Ontology annotation, cellular component: mitochondrial intermembrane space; cytoplasm. Gene Ontology annotation, molecular function: coproporphyrinogen oxidase activity. The coding region runs from base 66 to 1328 and encodes 420 amino acids. NCBI's taxonomy places the organism in Eukaryota, Metazoa, Chordata, Chondrichthyes, Myliobatiformes, Dasyatidae. The record is from RefSeq and is a predicted model, not a curated record.